GUUUGAUGGCUGCAGUUUUUAGAUUUAAUGCCGCUUUGAAUCAUGGAUUUCACCAGCGUGCUGGCCAAGAGCGAGGCGCAUCAGCGCACCAUUGUGCAUCUCGACAUGGACUAUUUCUACGCCCAGGUGGAGGAGAUACGGGACCCCACGUUGCGCACGAAAGCCUUGGGCAUCCAGCAGAAAAAUAUAUUGGUUACCUGCAAUUAUGUGGCGCGGGCUCGAGGGGUGAACAAGCUCAUGCUCAUCACAGAGGCUCAGCGCCUGUGCCCGGAUCUGGUCUUGGUCAAUGGCGAGGACCUGGCGCCAUACCGUCUCAUGUCGCAGAAGAUCUUCGAUUUGCUUCUGAACUACACACCCAUGGUGGAAAAGCUCGGAUUCGAUGAGAACUUCAUGGAUGUGUCGGCCCUGGUGGACCUUCGGCAAGCACAUGCAGCCGAUGCGCAACAAAGGCCGCCAGUUGGACACACUUAUCCGGACGAUGGCACCCCGUUGACCACCUGCUCCUGUGGCUGUGCCCAGCGCCUGGCGAUUGGCACCCGCAUUGCUCAGGAAAUACGCGAGGAGCUGAAGCUGCGGCUGGGAAUAACCUGUUGCGCCGGAAUCGCCUACAACAAGCUAUUGGCCAAACUGGUGGGAAGCAGCCACAAGCCCAACCAGCAGACUGUCCUGGUCUCAACAUAUGCGGAGCAGUUCAUGCGGGAGCUGCACGAUAUAAAGCGCGUGACGGGUAUCGGCCAGAAAACGCAAUGCCUCCUCUUGGAGGCCGGUAUGUCUACGGUGGAGCAGCUGCAACAAUGUGACAUGGUCGUUAUGCGAAAGAAGUUCGGCUUCGAGACAGCCACCAAGCUGAGGGAUUUGGCAUUUGGUCGCGACUCGAGCACGGUCCGGCCCACCGGCAAGCCGAAGACCAUUGGCAUGGAGGACGCCUGCAAGCCCAUAUCAGUGUGCACAGAUGUGGAGGAGCGGUUUCGCAUGCUGCUCAUCAGGCUCAUCGAGCAGGUUGCCGAAGAUGGACGUAUCCCCGUUGCCAUCAAAGUUGUGCUGAGGAAAUUUGACUCGCAGAAGAAAAGCAGUCACCGCGAGACCAAGCAGGCAAGCAUCUUGCCCUCCCUAUUUAAGACCUCUAUGUGUGCGGGCGAGAUGGGUGUCAGUAAAGUGCAGUUGGCGGAUGGGGCCCAGGAUAAGCUCCUCAAGAUCGUAAUGCGGCUGUUCGAACGCAUCGUGGACCUAAGCAAGCCGUUCAAUAUCACCUUAAUUGGAUUGGCAUUCUCCAAGUUCCAAGAGCGCAAGGUUGGCUCCUCAUCCAUAGCCAAUUUUCUCAUCAAGAAGGCAGAUCUGGAGGUUCAGUCAAUAACUUCAUUGACCAACACGAGUCUCACAAGUCCAACGGCAGAGAGUCCGACCUCCGAUGAGUCGGCAUUCCGCUCCUCGCCGACCACCUUCAAGCCGAGUGAUCAAUUCUAUAGGCGACGUGCCACCACAGCCUCGCCAAUCCCCAUGCUGCUGGACAACGGCUCCGAGUCGGCGGCCACCAAUUCGGACGUUAGUGAUUUCUCCGAAACCGAAAUAGAGCCAUCGCCAAAGAAGAGCCGCAUCGGUCGCAUGCUGGUCUCGAAGCGCAGUCGUUUGGCGGUGGAUGUGAUGGACACCGCUGCCGAUGUGGCGUCGCCCAGCAAACUCCGUGUCUGUGAUCUACGUCUCAACUCUCGCGACAGCGAAAAGGAUUAUCCUAUGAGUCCCAUUGCCAGCGCCACCACCCCAUCCACGUCGGCAGACGGGUGUUCUGUAGGUGCUCCGCGAUUCCGGACAAUCCAGCCGCCCAACACGCUACUAAAUCGGAUCGAUGGCAGUCUUCGCUUCAUGCCUACGCGCACUGCCCGUCGGAUUAGCUCGAACGCUAGCUCGACAGCCUCGUCUCCACUGCCCUCGCCCAUGGAUGAUUCCAUGAGCGCUCCCUGCACGCCGACCACAGCACCCGAUGCGUUUCCAGCGCCCAACAAUAAUAGCUGCACAGCAAGCGAGACCAGCUCCACAGCCAGCGUCCACGCCAAUGAUGUUCUAACGGAGAUCGCCUGCCCAGCUGGAGUCGAUGCUGAAGUUUUCAAGGAACUUCCAGUGGAACUGCAAAACGAGCUGAUUGCGUCCUGGCGCAGUUCUCUGGUGGCAGCGGUGGAGCACACAGCGGCGGCUAGCACAACAGCGAAUAGUGCGGCCACAGCCAGAGCGGGUGGAGGUGGCGGCGCACCUGCUACGGCCAGCGCUGGUGCCGGGAGUCGACCCGAGAAGAACACGCUGUAUCGCUAUUUUUUGAGGAAUAAGUAAUGCAGUGCAUCGGCAUCACAUCGUUUCUAGUUUAAGAAAACCGUUCUAAAUAUCAGUUUAAAUAUAUUUUAUUUUUGUAGGUAUACGGUUACAUAUUGUUAUUUGAUGGGGUGCUAAAUUGGACGAGCUUAUGCUAGGAUAUAUCAUCAUCCUCAUUCAGUAAGAUACAAAUAUGAAUACUCAGCGUAACAAACAUGUUGCUCGAGACUUACACUAACGAUUUGGCGGACUCUAAAUUAAAAAAAACAUAAGCACGGACAGAACAUCCGUAAAAAAACAUGUAUCCUAGUAUGGGCAGUCCGUUGGCAGCUGAGAGCUUUGCGAUUAUACAUAGAAAUUCAUUGUUGCACAUUUGCAAUACAUUUAUUUCAUCAUUUUCAA
Drosophila persimilis is the source of this 2703-nucleotide messenger RNA. It is a transcript of the gene PolI, whose product is annotated as DNA polymerase iota. Bases 43 to 2322 code for a protein of 759 amino acids. The record is from RefSeq and is a predicted model, not a curated record. Gene Ontology annotation, biological process: translesion synthesis. NCBI's taxonomy places the organism in Eukaryota, Metazoa, Arthropoda, Insecta, Diptera, Drosophilidae. Gene Ontology annotation, molecular function: damaged DNA binding; DNA-directed DNA polymerase activity. The transcript has 3 exons.